AUGUAUCCGUCGAGUUCGGCCGCCGACGGCGGCCCUCUCCUCGCGGACUGCGCGGGGCAAAACCCCCGAAGCUGCGGAGAAGGCGAGGCGCUUGCUGCCGCCCCUGCGCCGCCUCCCUCGUCUGCCUCUUCGUCUUCGUCUUCCUCUUCUUUUGCGCCGUGUUUUGCGCUUCCCGGGGCUCUCCCCGACCCAGCGACGCUUCCUCCGAUGCUUCCGCUCUCGCCUUCGCCGCCGCUGGCCACGUCCGCAUCGUCCGCGGCGACGGUGCACAUCGACGCGUCUGCGAAGCGCCGUCGGCUCCUUCUGGGGGAAGACUGGGUAGAGAUCACGCCGCUGGGGGCGGGCUGCGAGGUAGGGCGGUCGUGCGUAGUGGUUCGCUACAAGGGCCUGACGGUCAUGUUUGACUGCGGGGUGCAUCCAGCGUACAGCGGGCUGGGCGCGCUGCCGAUUUUCGACGCGAUCGACAUGACGAGUGUCGACGUCUGUCUCGUCACGCACUUCCACCUCGAUCACUGCGGCGCGCUGCCUUACUUGGUGACCAAAACUGCGUUUCGCGGGCGAGUCUUCAUGACUGAGCCGACGCGGGUGAUCUCAAAGCUGCUGUGGCUCGACUACGCGCGCAUGAGCGCCUUCGCGACCACCGCCUGCCCGAGGACCGCGGCGGUGGCGCCCCUGGGCGGCGACGGCGGCGAGAAGGGAGCGGGUAACUACUUGUACGACGAGGACGACGUGGACGCGACGGUGCAGAUGAUUGAGUGCCUCGACUUUCACCAGGAAGUAGAGGUUGGCGGGAUCAAGAUCUCGUGUUUCGGCGCAGGGCACGUCCUCGGCGCCUGCAUGUUCCUCAUCGAGAUCGGCGGCGUCCGCAUGCUGUACACAGGCGAUUUCAGCCGCGAGAAGGACAGGCACGUUCCCGUUGCGGAGGUCCCGCCCGUCGACGUCCAGCUGCUGAUCUGCGAAAGCACCUACGGCAUCCACGUCCACGACGACAGGCAGCUUCGGGAGCGGCGCUUCAUCAAAGCCGUCCUCGACAUCGUCCUCACGCGCGGCGGCAAGUGCUUGCUGCCGGUCUUCGCCCUGGGACGCGCGCAGGAGCUGCUGCUCAUCCUGGACGAGUACUGGAUCGCGCACCCCGAGGUCCGCCACGUGCCGAUUCUCUUCCUCUCGCCACUCUCCAGCAAGUGCAUGAUCGUCUUCGACGCCUUCAUUGACAUGUGCGGCGACGCCGUCCGCAACCGCGCACUCCGCGGGGAGAAUCCGUUCGCUUUCCGCUUCGUGAAAAACCUCAAGACCUUCGAAUCGGCUCGCGUGUACGUGCACCACGAGGGGCCUGCCGUCAUCAUGGCUGCGCCCGGCAUGCUGCAGAGCGGCGCGAGCCGCGAGAUCUUUGAGGCGCUCGCGCCGGAUGCGAAGAACGGCGUCAUCCUCACCGGGUACUCCGUCAAAGGCACGCUGGCUGACGAGCUGAAGCGUGAACCCGAGACGAUUCAGCUCCCUGACCGCGUGCUGCGCAGACGCUGCUCCUUCGAGGUCAUCUCCUUCAGCGCCCACUCUGACUACCAGCAGACGCAGGACUUCAUCGGCAAACUGAAAGUGCCCAACGUCGUCCUGGUGCACGGCGAACGCGGCGAGAUGCGCAGACUGAAGGAGAAGCUUGAAGAGGAACGCCCCGCGCUCUGUGUCUUCACCCCGGAAAUCCUGCAAAAAGUCAGCCUUCAAUUCACGCCCUCGCGCUGCGUUGUCGCUGCCGGCAAACUCGGCGACGACGUGCAGCGGCUCCUCAUCCCCGCCGCAGACAGCGACCUGCCUCAGCACGCCGCGGCGGGAGACGCUGCCCACAGCCGCGGCGCCGAGGCUCCAGACGGCGGCGACGCGGCCCCGCGGGCGGCGGAUGCAGACGCCCCGGGGGCUGCCGGCGCGGCAGAAGCGUUGCGGCCCGCGCGCAGCGGGGAUGGUGGUGUCUCCGCGGACGUCGAGGGCGUGCUUGUCGUUCAGGAGGGACAGCCGCCGCUGCUGCUGUACCCCGAAGACCUGCCCACGAGCGGCAAGAUCGCGGUCACGCGCCUGCGGCAGAAGCUGCGUCUGCCGUUCGUCCGUCCUCUGGGCGCGCUGCGCCAGGCGUUACAGCAAAUCUACGAGGAGGUCGAAGACGCGCCCGCCGACGCGACGUGGGCAGACGCGGAGGAUGGCGCCGAAGGGGGCGGAGCGCGGCGAAGUCAAGAGAGCCGCGCGCUGCAGGAUGCAGAGACGAGUCGCCUGGAAGCAAAGGGCGCUUCGGCCGGCGCAGGAGGAAAGGAGACGCUCCCCGCAGAAACGAAUGGCGAGCGAGAUGUCGCCUUUGACGCGACGCGCGCGGACGGCAGCUUCGUCGUGGGACGCGCGGUACGGGUGUCCAGACACCCGCGGAAGCGGGAGGAGAUCGUAGUUGAGUGGCUCACAAGCCCGACGGCGGACUUGAUUGCGGACUCGGUGAGCUUUCUCGCCAUCGACCUCAUGCGCGACGGCAGCGGCCUCACGGCGGAGGAGAUGGUUUUCUCCUCGCGCGAGGCGCAGAGCGAGGGCGCGAUUGCCGACGUGCUCAUCGCCCAGCUACAGCGGCACUUUGGGGCCGUCGAAGCGCUACCGCAGCUCGAGGCGGAUCGCGCGUCCGCGGCAGGCCACGCGAGCCGAGUGAAGACCGAAGUCGAGGAUCUCGCCUGCGCCUCCGCGGCGAAGCAGAGAGACGACGACCGCCUGCGGGAGGCCCUCGCCGCAGGGGACGUUUUACUGCGCUUCUUCGUGCGGAAUCCCGCGGCCGCCGCCAGCGCCCCCGGGGCGGCGGAGGACGCGCGCCCCCGCGAAGAGGAGAAAUCCGCGGCGGAAAGAGACUCCAAGAAGAUGCAGGACGCAGGCGACGACCAGCAGAUUCCCGUCGAAAUCGACAUGGCCAGCCGAACCGUGCGCUGCAAAAAUCCCGAGAUCCAGCAGAAGGUCUACGCCAUGGUUAGAAGAAUCGAGAGCGCUCUUCUGCCUCUCCCGCUGUCGUAA
This is a messenger RNA of Besnoitia besnoiti, 3027 nucleotides long. RefSeq names its product cleavage and polyadenylation specifity factor protein. The record is from RefSeq and is a predicted model, not a curated record. Gene Ontology annotation, molecular function: RNA endonuclease activity; 5'-3' exonuclease activity; RNA binding. The transcript is spliced from 2 exons. Gene Ontology annotation, cellular component: mRNA cleavage and polyadenylation specificity factor complex. Bases 1 to 3027 code for a protein of 1008 amino acids. NCBI's taxonomy places the organism in Eukaryota, Apicomplexa, Conoidasida, Eucoccidiorida, Sarcocystidae. Gene Ontology annotation, biological process: mRNA 3'-end processing by stem-loop binding and cleavage.